This is a messenger RNA of Adelges cooleyi (spruce gall adelgid), 1800 nucleotides long. RefSeq lists its product as uncharacterized. Gene Ontology annotation, biological process: chromatin organization; regulation of DNA-templated transcription. NCBI's taxonomy places the organism in Eukaryota, Metazoa, Arthropoda, Insecta, Hemiptera, Adelgidae. Gene Ontology annotation, cellular component: nucleus; histone acetyltransferase complex. The record is from RefSeq and is a predicted model, not a curated record. The transcript has 11 exons. Bases 87 to 1097 code for a protein of 336 amino acids.
UUUACCAAACGACUCGACUGCUUAGUAGACGAGCCUUGAGUUUGAUAUUAAUUUUAACUUAUAGUGCUCAUCCGCCGUGUACGAUAAUGUCUGUGGAUCCCUUCCGUUUCGAUAAAAAUGACAUAGUGCUGUGUUACCACAGAUCUAUGCUAUAUGAAGCAAAGUGCUUAAAACGACGAAUUGGACCUGACGGUGAAUUGAACUACUACAUUCAUUACAUAGGGUGGAAAACGAAAUGGGAUGAAUGGGUACACGAUGAUCGUGUUUUGUCUGUAAAUGAGUUUUCGCUUGACCACAUGAAAGCACUCCAAGACCAACACAAGUUUAAAAAACAUUUUAACAAAGGAAGAGUUGGCAGACGUAAAAAAAAUACUGAAGUAAACCAAACCACUGAUGCUCCAUCUUCGGCUACUGAAGAGUCUGAACCAUCUUCUAAUCCGGUUUUGGUUGCAUUCAGAACUGUUGGUCUAAUAGAAAAUAACAUUAAUAACUUACCUGCCAUACAAGAGUUUUUGCCUCCAUACGAUAAACAACUAAAAUUUGAUGUGCCUACAAUUCUGAAACGGCGAUUGUCCUACGACUAUAAUAUGAUAAACGUUUUUAACAAGCAAUUAAAGUUUCCAUCCAAAUUCACUGUUAUGCAUCUCAUUGAUGGUUAUAUCGGUUCCAAACAAAAAUCAACAAUAUUUGUUAGGGAAAGAGCUUUGUGUGUUGGAUCGACUUUUAUUCAAUAUUUUAAUUCACGAAUACAGACGCUGCUAUAUGCGAAAGAACGUAAUAAUGAAGUGCACAAUAAAGCUGUUGCUCUGUUAUCAGAAAAAAUAAGACUUGACAGUUUACAAUUCAAAUAUAAAAACAUUUAUUCGGAAGACUUGUGGUGUACAGUUUAUGGACCCAUUUAUUUACUAAGGCUAUGUGUUAAUUUGAAAAAAUUUCUAAGACCAAAGUUUGUGACCGAAGACAACCAGCUCUCUUCCAUUGCUGAUAGCAUAAAUGAUUUUUUCAAGUACCUAGAACAGCAACAUUCCAAAUAUUUUGCCAACGAUGACUACGAACCUGCAACUGAUACGAGCGAGACAGAAGUAUCGUUAACAUAAUCUAUUUUUCACAUCACUAAAAAUUCAUCCUCUCAAUUCUUAGUUUUCUUCCUAUUUUGAUAUAAACUAAAUUAUUUGAGCAGUGAAGUAUAAUUUUAUGUAUUUUAUAAUGUGUUCAGAAUUUAUAUUUGAAUUUUUUUCUACGUCAUCCAUCGCACAUUCAACUUUUUUCCUCUUUUUAUCUUUUGACUUAUCAAUUUUUUUUUUUUUUUAUGACGUAACUGACGUUUGGUCGAUAAUGUACAUCAAUUUUUAGUCAUAAUAUUAUUUGUAUUUUUACUAGUUGUCCAAAUGUAUAUUUUUUCAGUCAAUUAUCUAUUUUGUAUAUUGUCAUUAUAUUUUUUGUUCAAUUUUAUUCGUAAGCCAACUAAUAAUUAUAUUUUUACAUCAAUUAUUGUCACUUGCUAUUAUUGAAUGUGCCAAUAUUUUUCCUUUUUUAGUAUAAGAUAGUACCUACAGUUUGGUUAGAUGUUCCUGAGUGGUACCAAAAAUAAAUAAAUUGUAUCCAUACUCUUUUUAAUCCCACCUUAAUUUCUACUCUACGCUUGUACGAACGGUCCAUCUGUUCAGGUCAAAUUUAUUAAAACGAGUUAUUAUUAUUCUUUUAAGUAACUUUUAUAUUAAUUGUAUACAAUACACCUUGUGUUAUUUUUAAGUGAUACUAGCAAUUUUUUGUGUUGCAUGAUUUAAUUGUAUUUUUAAG